AUGCAUAAUUUCAAUGUGGUCGAAACAUCAACCGUCACCGGAACGUCAGCUGAUUCAUCUUCAACGACAACAAACCCGGUUUCAUCAAUAAGCCUUUGCAAACAAUCAAUGAAAUCGAUUUGCUUGGACUACUUUCUUUGGUUGGUGAACUGCUUAAAUGGAAAGGCAACGGAGAUGAGCUAUGAUGUCCCGGGAUUUACAACCUUGAGAAGUUCCACCGUGAGCUUGAAUUUCCAUGCUACCACAAAAAUUUUAACUCCAAUCCUUCCAUAUCCAGCUACCACAUACGAUGCAAUACUAACCACAAUGAUCAACUUUCAAGAUGCCUUGAAACAGAAAGGUGAUUCUUACGGUGGGUUAUGGGCUGACGAGGGUGUUUAUCGUAUUGCGAAGGAAAUACAGCUUCUAAAACCAGAACAGUUCAAUAACAUAUUCCUUGGCCUUGGGGGAUUUCAUAUGGAAAAGAUUGUCCUCCGUGUCUUGGUGCAUAUUUGGAACCAUCAGGGAUUUUUUCUGUUCUAG
This is a messenger RNA of Paramuricea clavata, 522 nucleotides long. NCBI's taxonomy places the organism in Eukaryota, Metazoa, Cnidaria, Anthozoa, Malacalcyonacea, Plexauridae. The record is from the annotation of a GenBank genome assembly.